CUCCUGAUAUUUCAGUGGUGGAGGUUUUGCCCAGCUGCUGGACUUGUGGCUGAGCCUGUCUUCUUCAACUCCGCUUCUCCGUGUGGCAGUACUGCCCAGGCCCACAUCUCCUCCGUGCAGCAUACUGGCCGCUGUCCGUGCAUGCCGACCUUUGGCCGCCAACAGGAAGGUGAUGGAAACCAGCCUUGCCCCGCUCCCGCUUCCAGAGCUUUGAAAUAAACUUUAGCUGUUCAUCCCGAAGAAACUGUACUUCCCAGUGACGCUGCUCCCAUGCCUCAACCUGCCCCUGCUGGAGAGCAGUUUCACUUUGUGGGGAGUCACUGAUUUUGCGGGACCUGGCAAUAUGGUCUUCUUCUUUCCUCUUAGAGGCUCUAUUCUAAAUAUGUCUUCCUUCCGGACCGUAGAUGCAGGUGUAUCUAGAGGGCAGUUGGCUCGCCCAAAAUAGCACCGAAGUCCAGGAGGCAGGAAAGAAACUCUGGCAUUAAAUGAGCUCACACCCUCUCCAGACUCCCACAGUCAUUGUCCCCUCUGACCCUCACAACGCCCAACUGCUAGAGGAGGCUUUGCGCCUCACAUACGACCUUCCCCGUCUUCAGAAAUGAAGACACUGAGAGAGGUCAGGGGACUUUCUCGCCAAGGUCCAGCAGCUAAGAUGUAAAGGAGUAGGGAGAGUCAGGAUUUGUACCCAGGACUUCAAGGCCAUCUCCUUCACUGAAGCUCUCCAAGAAGACGAGUUUGGAGGCUGAGGACCUGAGCUCCUUUCCUCUCGCUUUCACUCACCCGCUGCAGGACUGCAGGCUCCAGGGAGGCAGGCGCCAAGGCCGCCCUCCGCCGGACCCGGUACAAGGCAGGCGCCCCGGGAUGGCAGACUAGGCCAGGACCGAAGCCGAAUCCUUCUUUUGCCUGCGGCAUGGCUAAAUGUGGACCUCGCUCGCUACGGUGCGAACGUGUUGGGUCAAGCUCUAAGCCCAGAAGUGGGGCUCGGCUGGGUCUGAGGCUCCCCGCUCUGGACAGCUUAGAAGCCCGGCGGGGGCGGGCGCAGCCUUAGAGACCUCAGGCGCCGGCCUCGCUGGAGCCGCGCCGCCGCUUCACAUUGCGCACGCGCGGGGCUGGCGCGGGCUCCGCCCCCCGGGUAGGGACCUACAGCGGGCGCGGCGCUGGCGGUCUGCGGCCGGCAGUGUAGACGCCCCUUCGCCGGGACCUGGCACCCGAAUCCGGCCUGCCGGGCCUCUUUGUGCAGCGCCUUGCUGACGCCCAGGGUUCUGAUGUAGAAGCCUACACCAGGGCCUGAGGUUGUGAAACUCAUGGCAGUCCACGCCUGAGAAGAGAAGGCCUGAAAGAGAAGGAAGAACCCAUGGGACUUGCCACGGUUUUGACUUAUAUCUGCAACUCCAAGGCUACAGGCGGGAAGUAAGAACAGUGCUCAAGUGGCAGCAGAUACUGACUAUGGCUUCAUUUCACAGCUUCACACAGCAGGGUAGCAGAAAACAAAGAAUGUAAGAUUGGACACAGUUGCUGCUGUUCACCAACUCUGUGAUCUUCAAAAAGCCAUAUAGCUUCUCCAGACCUGUUAAUCAGGGAAGAAGCAGAUAACUGAAGGCUGGCUUUGAGAAGUUUCGAGUGUUACCUGGAAUGUCAGAGAGCUGAAAGCAGUCAUAUUUUGGGAUCAUGCACCUACUGUGGCAGUAUAUAAAGAAAGAUAAUUAAGUAUGCACCCAAGAAGUAGCUGCGCCCCUACCCAUCACAAACUGUAUAGAAGGAUAUCUCCUAAGGAUUUUAUCAUGUGAAAACUUUCUGAAUUUUAGUUGGCUCUUUUUAGAAAUGCAGAUAAGAUGAAGGAUAUUGGACAGCAGCUAUACACUACACACUUGAACGGCGGACAUAAUUCCUUGACCAUGUCACCCAAACAGCCUGAUGCUAAUGGAGCACCUCGGCCAAAUAGACAAGAAGCACAAACCCUUUUGUAUCAAGGCUCAGAGGCAGAGGCUGCCAUGAUGACCAUUGCUACAUGUGCAAAGUGCAAAAGUGUUCACAAGAUCUCUCUUCAAGAUUUGCAGAAGGGUACAGGGAAGGACGGUAUGUAUGUCUGCUUCCAGUGCAGCCUCGGUGCAGCUCCUCCCAAUUUUCAUUUUGUGAGCAAUAAUCCCAGUGCUACUCAUGUUGGAAAUAAAACUGAAAACUUCUCAUGUUCUGUCAAUAACAAAUUUAAGGUAAGGAACUUUAAGCCAGGCAAAUACUAUUGUGAUAAAUGUCGAUUCUCUACAAAGGACCCGCUGCAGUACAAAAAGCACACCCUUCAACACGAGGAGAUUAAAUUCAUUUGUUCUCACUGCAGCUACAUUUCGUAUACGAAAGGAGAGUUUCAGAGGCAUUUGGUGAAACACACAGGCAUAUUUCCUUAUCAGUGUGAGUAUUGUGACUAUGGUGCUAUUAGAAAUGAUUAUAUUGUCAAACACACGAAGAGAGUACAUGAAAGGGCAGGUGCGAAACGGCCAGUCAAAGCUGUUGCCAAGCUGGAGCCAAAAAGAACCGGAACUUCAAAACAAAACCCAGAGCUUCUGAAAGCUUCCAAUCCACGGACUACAUUUCAAAAUAAGUGGUCAGACCAACUGUCAGGUUUCUCUCUGCAUGCAAAUAAAGACAAAAUGCACAAUAUCAUGUUGUUACCUGAACCAAAGGAAUACCAAAAAGAUGUAGUUUGUAUUCCAAAUAAAAUGACCCUGUCUGAGCCAAAUGAAGUCAACCUAUUCGAGAACAAAAAUGUUGAAGUAGAAGUGUUAUCUCCUGCAAAAGAACCUGUUCAGCCAGGUAUGCCAUUGACAGUUGUUGCACCAGCAGAACUAGUUGUCCCUGCAAACUGUUUAGCCCAGUUGAUAGACGUGAAAGUUGUCAAUGGUACACAGCAGCUUGUUCUGAAACUGUUUCCGCUGGAAGAAAAUAAUUGCCUUGAAGCUGGGAGGGAUAAUGGAGAUAAUUCUGAACGUAUGGUGAAAGAGAAGGGUUCAAAUGAACAAGAAAAAGUACUUUCUGCAGAAAAAACAAAGUCACUGACAGUUGACGGGAAUGUUGGAAAACUCGUAGGCAUUGAUAGUUUUCAACCUUCAGUUCAGAAACAGCUUAAAAAUGUGAAAUGGGUAAGGUCUUAUGAUUUUAUUAUGCCAAAUUCUAGUGUGCACAACAAUGGAAAAUCCUUCAUUAAUUCGGAAACAAUUGAGGAUUUUCAGAAAAAAAAUAAUUUGUAUCCACAUAGAACUGCUUUUCCUUCCGUUGCCUUAAAAGGUCAUUCUCUAGCAUCUGUAUUUAAAAACAGUGUUUUACGUAGUCUUGGAGCCGCAUCAAACCCUUUUCCAUAUAAAGCUGCUGUUUGUUUUGCUGAAAAUGGAAGAAAUUUACACAGUAAUUCACAGCAGUUACUCCCAUUUGCUGCAUCACCUGCAACCUGUUCCUUCUCUGGAGAAAAGGGCUUAUUGCCUGUAAGUGAAAAUGACUUGGAAUCUACAAGUAAAGUCAAUAUUCCUGUAAAAAUGGUUUCCUCUAAUAGGAAGCAGGAAGAUAACCAGACAGAGGAACACAAGGCAGUUUCAACUGUAGGCCAGAUUUCCUCUCAACAUAAGAGUGAGUAUUUACAUAUAAACAUAACUGGAGAAGAUAGAUCUCAACAGCCUGGGGAUAAGCCUUUGGAAUUAAAGCAUUCUGAAAGGACUAACAACACUCAUGAUGGCCCAGUCAUCUCAUCAGUAUUUUCUCUGAGCUCUGGAUCUGAAAAUGUCCCCGAGGGCAUUAAGUGGAAUAGCUCAACGUCUAAAAUAAAGUCAAUUGAACUGUUGCGCAGAAAGAUAGCUCAGUUAAUUGAGUCCUGUGGCAAGCCGUCAUCUUUGGCUUCAAAUAGUGCACAUCGUCGCUCUGUAGGGCAGGCAUCAAAGGGAACUUCAAAAGCUACCUCUGAAGGUAUUCAAGAAAUCAACGUGUCACUCACUGGUCCUGGCCAUUCCACAGGUACUCUUCAGAAACCUCCGAAUGAUGGUGGUAUUACUGGUAAUAGACAGCUUACUCAUCAACAAAUAUAUCCACACUUUGCAGAUGGCAGUAAUAGGAAAACCAAAAGCAGAGUGGCCAGGAAGGCUCAUGUUGCCACGCCAGUGUUAAUCCCCAAAGGGGCUGUGUUGAGGGUUCUUAAUUCCUCUGAGAAUGCCCACAUCAUUGAGGCUACAUGUGAAGCACCUGUCAGCAUACCUUGCAGUGAAACACAGUUAAUAAAACCGGUUCCAUUUUGCCCUGUGAGACAGGUGGACUCAGACUUACAGCCUUUAAGAAGUGAAAGGGGGCCAAUAGAUAUGUCCCCAAAUAUCAAGACACCUCUGCAGCCUAAACUGAGAAAAGAGAGUGCUGUCUGUAGCACCAUCCAUAGAAAAACUGGCCUCUUGUAUGGACAGCAAGGAAGCAGUGAAUUAAAUAAGCAAGGGAGACUGCUUUCCAGAAGUCUUUCUAUAAGUAGAAAUAAAACCAAACAAGUACACUUAUCCAGGAAGAAAAACAAAAUUCAAGCUGAACCCAGCCGCUGUCUCAAGGAUCCUUCAAUUUUUCAGGUUGCAAGGCAACUAAGACUGAUAGCAGCUAAGCCAGAUCAGUUGAUUAAGUGUCCCCGUCGGAACCAGCCAGUCAUUGUGUUAAACCACCCUGAUGUGGACUCACCAGAAGUGACCAAUGUGAUGAAGGUAAUAAAUAAAUACAAAGGCAAUGUCCUCAAAGUUGUUUUAUCAGAGAGGACUAGGUGUCAGCUAGGCAUCAGACGGCAUCAUGUACGCCUGACCUACCAGAAUGCAGAAGAAGCCAGUCAAAUUAAAAGGCAAAUGAUGUUGAAAAUGAAACUCAAAAAAGUUCAUAAAAACAACUACGAGGUAGUGGAUUCCUUGCCUGAUGAUUCUUCACAGUGUGUAUUUAAGUGCUGGUUUUGUGGGCGACUGUAUGAAGACCAGGAAGAGUGGAUGAGUCAUGGCCAACGGCAUUUGAUAGAAGCAACUAGAGAUUGGGAUGUUCUUUCCUCCAAGGGCAAAUAAGUAAACAGUUACUCUUUAAAGCAAGUUAUCUUUUAGUUAAUUCCGGUUUGGAGUCCCUCCACCAAGAUUCAGUAGAAGAAAUACAGACUGUAGAAAUGAGAGGACUGCUAAUUCUUCAGAACUGUAGGAAUAUUGGGAGCUAGGAGUCUGAACCUGAAGUAUGUGAUUGGACCCCAGAAUGUAUUUGAAGGCUCUGAAAUUGUACAUGCAAAUUGGUACAUAUGCAUUUUUCUGGAGAGAGCCUGUGAAACUGAACAGAUUUUCAGUGGGAUCUGAGACUUUUCUUUGUUUAGCACCCCGUUUUCUGAGUACAUACAGAUCUUUCAUAAUCCAUUCAGAGGGGCAGAUUGAGAAUGUUUUACACAUGCUCUUCAUAUAAAUGCUACAGAAAAAUCUUUGUUUUGGUGUGCACAUCCAUUUUGUUUUUGCUUUAAUUUGUGUUCUGAGUAUUUGGUGCACAAUGGAAAUUAUAUUUUCUACUUUACUGUCUUCAAUUUGGUUAUAGAGAAAUGGCCAUUCUUUUACUCCCUCCCUGGUUUUGUAAUACUCCCGAGUGUUCCGUAUAGCACAAAGAGUUUUGCUUUUACUGGCCAUUUUAAAGAAUGUUUUCAACUGCUUGCCUGAAUUUACUCCUUUCACAGCAAGUGUUAGAAGAAAGAUAACAUUUUCAAAUACUUAGCUUUUGCUUUCUUUAAAAUACAUUGGUUUAUGACAUAUGGGAAGGGAACGUGCCUUUUUGCAAAGACAAAAAGAUUACAAAAGGAAAAUAUCUAAAACUAUUUUCUCUUUGCCCUUACCACUCCCAGAAACAUAAGUGACCCAUUUAAAAUGCUAGGGAACAGGCUUACAACAUAGGUAAAACUCGCAAACACAGUUCAAGGUAGGCUCAUAAAGUUGUGAAAGGGGUUUCAUAUGCCCUUUAGUUUUCAUUUGGGAUUCAUCCAAAGACCAUGGGUGGAUGCUGUCUUCUCUCUUCUUGAUCCCUUUGAUUCAUGGACACUAGACUCCCUUUGCCAUUUCUUCUGAACAGGCCCUCCUGUGGACUAGCACAACUUCCUUGCCCACUGUUUCUUCCUUUCUGUGCCUUUGAGACCCCUUAAGGUUUUCCCUCAUGAGAUUACUAGAAAAUGGCAGGAAUCAACAAAGUGGAGACCUCCCACUGUUUUUGCUAAAGUUACAGGAACAUGAUCCCUAGUUUUCAUUGAUAGUAAAGCUGUUUCUGAUUUGUCUUAACCACAUUCAUGCUUACCCUGCUGCUCAGCUUUCUCAGGGAAGCAACUCCAGGAACACUCCUUCCACUCCCCUCUCUACCAACAGAUGUCAGGACUGUCAUUUAUCUACACAUUUGUGUUCUUUAGAAAAAGGCCCACCCCCUGCACAAGCACAGCCUCUUGGGCAGAUAGGUGGCUGGGUCAAUGCUUAAGACAGGAUUCUAGUCUUCACUUGCCUGUGCAGUUGGGCACUGACCUUCCAGGUAGAGCACAGAUGGCACAACCCCGGGGCAGCCCCAACUUGCAUUUCCCUCCCUCCAGGGGCUAUUCCUGUCUUAGGCGAUUUGUGGGGUGCAGUGAAUGAAACUAAAGAGUUGUUGCACCUGAAAAAGACACCAGUGAUUUUUUAUUGGGUAGUCGAUUGGAGACUUUGUUUUUUUUUUUUUUUCACAUGGGAAAGUCUUAGAUUCCAGUAGAUGGAAUUGCAAUCCUUUGCAGUUUGUUCUCAUUACAGAUAAUCAACAUUUCUUUUGUAUAAUUCAAUACAUGAUCAUCAAGUUAAUUGGUAAAUUUUUAUUGAAAAUUAAAACUUGCAUUUUUAUAUAUGUGUAUGUGUACACAUAAAAAUAUUUUUUACCAUAUGAAAAUUGCAGUAGCUAAUUUUCUGAUUUCCUAUUUUAUAAUGAUACAUGGGCUGGAAAAAUGUAGAACGUUUUUAUAUUCUAGAAAUUUAUUUUGGAAGUACAUUUUUAUAAGGGUCUAAUCUCACUUUUGGAAAAUGAAAGCACAGGAAUGAUGGGGUCUGGUUUGUGUGAACAAGUGAGUAGAAACCCCUGUGGAUCAUUUUAUUACUGCAUUUUUAUUUGGUGCUUUUUAGGAAGUAGAUCUUUGGUACCACUUCACUACGUAAAGUAGAGCAUUCGAAGUUUUAUCCAUGUUAUAUAUUGUACUCCUGUGGCAUGAAAAAUAGCUCCCAAGAUACGGAGAGGAGAGGAGUGAAGAAAAGGCUGUGGUUUUUUUUGUUUUGUUUUGUUUUUUUGCCACUUUUUUAUCUCCUAUUCCUCACCACAUAGUGCUUUUUUCCUGAAAAGCUGGACUGAGAAUUGGCCUUGAAUCAGGUCAGAGUGUUAACAUGAAGUAUUUUCACUUCGCAGCAUCAACUGUUUUUCAAGCAUUAGCUAAAAACACAACUUGCAUACUUUGAUGGAGCUUAAUUGUGUGAGUAGAAUACGUAGCAAAGCUUUUUAGGAUUUUCAGAACUAGAAUACUUUUUAAGGAAUUAAAAGUGUUUCUGGAAGUCAAAAAUGGGAAAGCAAAAAGUAGCUGUCCUCCCUAAAGAGCUUUAGAAGAUAGCUUAACCUGUAGGUACAUGUUAUGAAAUAAACACAUUUCUAACAAUACAAGGGAGUAGGGGCAGACCUGUGUUGAGUAUUUGUGUGGGUUCUUAAUUUUGAAGGACCUCCAAUCACUACAUUUUGUUAAUACUACCAAUAAAAUCAUUUUCAACUUAUUUUUUAAAGUAGGUUUUCUUACUUUGGUGGACCAGAAGUGAGAGAUUGUUAAAUUUAGGAUAUAGGCAAAUACAGUAAAAGUUAAAAAAAACCUGACCCAAAGUAUACUCUAAUAGACUAUAUUAUAUUCAAUUUUGUAUCCCCAGUCCAGAACAUCUUGUAAGCCUUCAUUAAGGGCCACCUGCUAUCUGUUGAACUAGACUGAACAAAAUAUAUUGUCUCACAAGCUCCAUCCCUUUUUCUUUAGGACAUGUUAUAUAAUCCAUCCCAGAAGUUGAAGAUGUGAUGUUGCUCGGCCUUUGGAAUAAUUUUUAAAUCUGUAAAUGUCUAUAUGAGCAGAAACAAAACAUUGUGUAACAUGUUUUAAGCAUUAUUGUAAUUCCUGUGUUAACAGUUUGUGUGUCUGCUGCUCUGGUUUUGAAACAUGUUUGUAUAUAGAUAUAGGAGUUGGCAUAAAUUUUGUUAAAUAAAGCAACAAAAAUUU
Molecule: messenger RNA, 8263 nt
Organism: Pan troglodytes (chimpanzee)
Lineage: Eukaryota; Metazoa; Chordata; Mammalia; Primates; Hominidae
Gene: ZNF518B
Product: zinc finger protein 518B
Exons: 3
Coding region: 1833-5057 (1074 amino acids)
Source: RefSeq, a predicted model, not a curated record